UUCCCGGCGGCCCGUGCGUCGGCGGUGGUUGGGUGGUAAGAUGGCGGCUGUGAGUCUGCGGCUCGGCGAUUUGGUGUGGGGGAAACUCGGCCGGUAUCCUCCUUGGCCAGGAAAGAUUGUUAAUCCACCCAAAGACUUGAAGAAACCGCGUGGAAAGAAAUGCUUCUUUGUGAAGUUUUUUGGAACAGAAGAUCAUGCCUGGAUCAAAGUGGAACAGCUAAAGCCAUACCAUGCGCACAAGGAGGAAAUGAUCAAGAUCAACAAGGGGAAACGAUUCCAGCAGGCUGUGGAUGCUGUUGAAGAGUUCCUCCGGAGAGCCAAAGGGAAAGACCAGACAUCGUCCCACAAUUCUGCUGAUGACAAGAAUCGGCGUAAUUCCAGUGAGGAGAGAAGUAGGCCAAACUCAGGUGAUGAGAAGCGGAAGCUUAGCCUGUCUGAAGGGAAGGUGAAGAAGAACAUGGGAGAAGGAAAGAAGAGGGUGUCUUCAGGCUCUUCAGAGAGAGGCUCCAAGUCCCCUCUGAAAAGAGCCCAAGAGCAAAGUCCCCGGAAACGGGGUCGGCCCCCAAAGGAUGAGAAGGAUCUCACCAUCCCUGAGUCUAGUACCGUGAAGGGGGUGAUGGCUGGACCGAUGGCCGCGUUUAAAUGGCAGCCGACCGUGAGCGAGCCUGUGAAAGAUGCAGACCCUCAUUUCCAUCAUUUCCUGCUCAGCCAAACUGAGAAGCCAGCUGUCUGUUACCAGGCAAUCACAAAGAAGUUGAAAAUAUGUGAAGAGGAAACUGGGUCCACCUCCAUCCAGGCAGCAGACAGCACGGCCGUGAAUGGCAGCAUCACACCCACAGACAAAAAGAUAGGAUUUUUGGGCCUUGGCCUCAUGGGAAGUGGCAUCGUCUCCAACUUGCUAAAAAUGGGUCACACAGUGACUGUCUGGAACCGGACUGCAGAAAAAUGUGAUUUGUUCAUCCAGGAGGGGGCCCGCCUAGGAAGAACCCCCGCUGAAGUCGUUUCAACUUGUGACAUCACCUUUGCCUGCGUGUCAGAUCCAAAGGCAGCCAAGGACCUGGUGCUGGGCCCCAGUGGUGUGCUGCAGGGGAUCCGCCCCGGGAAGUGCUACGUGGACAUGUCAACAGUGGAUGCUGACACAGUCACCGAGCUGGCCCAGGUGAUUGUGUCCAGGGGGGGCCGCUUUCUGGAAGCCCCAGUCUCAGGGAAUCAGCAGCUGUCUAAUGAUGGGAUGUUGGUGAUCUUAGCAGCCGGAGACAGGGGCUUGUAUGAGGACUGCAGCAGCUGCUUCCAGGCAAUGGGGAAGACCUCCUUCUUUCUAGGUGAGGUUGGCAACGCAGCCAAGAUGAUGCUGAUCGUGAACAUGGUACAGGGAAGCUUCAUGGCCACCAUCGCUGAGGGGUUAACCCUGGCCCAAGUGACAGGCCAGUCCCAGCAGACACUCUUGGACAUCCUCAAUCAGGGACAGUUAGCCAGCAUCUUCCUGGACCAGAAGUGCCAAAAUAUCCUGCAAGGGAACUUUAAGCCUGAUUUCUACCUAAAGUACAUUCAGAAGGAUCUCCGCUUAGCCAUUGCCCUGGGGGAUGCCGUCAACCAUCCUACUCCAAUGGCAGCUGCAGCCAAUGAGGUGUACAAAAGAGCCAAGGCACUGGACCAGUCUGACAAUGACAUGUCUGCCGUGUACCGAGCCUAUAUACACUAAGCCCUUGAUACCCCACCCCGCCCCCUCAGUCUUCCCUCUGACCCCUCCUCCUCACAUGGGGUUGGGGUCCUGGGACUUAACUCUGGACCAGUCCACCUGUCUCCAUCUCCUUUUAUACAGACUUUGAGACUUGCCAUCAGCACAGCACACAGCGUCACUCCUCCCCUGGAGGUCCUGGGGAGGGGAGGGGUGUCAGCAGAAUUGGCCUUUGGGAAAGCUCUUGAGCUGGGCACUGGCCCUGGACUAGGUGGCUGUGUGUUCACACACACACACACACACACACACACACACGGUGGCUGUGUGUUCACACACACACACACGGUGGCUGUGUGU
Molecule: messenger RNA, 2035 nt
Organism: Neomonachus schauinslandi (Hawaiian monk seal)
Lineage: Eukaryota; Metazoa; Chordata; Mammalia; Carnivora; Phocidae
Gene: GLYR1
Product: glyoxylate reductase 1 homolog
Exons: 16
Coding region: 41-1702 (553 amino acids)
Molecular function (GO): oxidoreductase activity, acting on the CH-OH group of donors, NAD or NADP as acceptor; NAD binding; NADP binding
Source: RefSeq, a predicted model, not a curated record